Molecule: messenger RNA, 839 nt
Organism: Toxorhynchites rutilus septentrionalis
Lineage: Eukaryota; Metazoa; Arthropoda; Insecta; Diptera; Culicidae
Exons: 3
Coding region: 177-701 (174 amino acids)
Source: RefSeq, a predicted model, not a curated record
CUGAACCGUGCGCAUCUCGUCGUGGCGAUCCCGUGAGCGCGCGUGCCUCCGGCGAAUUCUGAAUUUUCGCGUUCUUCCAAGACUUAUCAAGUUGGCUGCUGGACGGUUCAUUGCGGCCUAGAACGGCCGACCUUAUCGGGCAUUGCAGCGCUGAAGUGGUUUUGUCCAUAGUGGCAAUGUGGCUUCUGCGAGCAGUUUUGGUGGCGAUUUUUAUCGCAGGAAGCGAAGUGCUGGCGAUGCCAACGGUCAAUUGCUGCAACGAUCGGGAUCUGGAUUUGGAUCAAAUAGAUCCGCUCAAAUCGGAGGACUCCUACAGUGCGGAUGUCAGACGAAUGAAGCGAAAGCAGCGAGCCGAACAUCUAAUUGCCACAAACUCAAUCUACUUCCAAGAUCCUCUCCAUUCACGCACGACGAAACCACGCACCAGCGAGAAGAAAGCACGCCAAGCUUCCGACGACGAAGCGUUGAGCGAGAAUGCUGUUAGCUUCGACCCAGAGGACAAGAUUAUGCUAAAACUACCGGGGAAACUGUUCGGAAGUGCAUCGUCACUGGUGCUGACGGUGGCGAGAAUGGUCGGCGAUCUGAUAAUGAACAGCGCGAUCCGGUCGGCACGCUUCCUGCAGCUUUUCCAGCCUCUAUUCGGACAAUCUUUGUACAUACAAAUUCCGACGCCGACCCCAGUGGAAACGAAUGAGAUUUGAGAUUAUUGUGGGUUUGGGUGCUAUUGUAUCGUAAGAACUAUUUGUUAACUAGUUCUAGAAAGUAAGAUUUGUUUUACAUAUUUUACACGUUGUCGAUGUAAGUCUCGUUUUAUUAAGAUAUUUAAUAAAUAUGUUGAA